Messenger RNA from Mycena indigotica, 849 nucleotides. RefSeq lists its product as uncharacterized. The transcript has 5 exons. The record is from RefSeq and is a predicted model, not a curated record. NCBI's taxonomy places the organism in Eukaryota, Fungi, Basidiomycota, Agaricomycetes, Agaricales, Mycenaceae. The coding region runs from base 1 to 849 and encodes 282 amino acids.
AUGCCGCCUCCCCCUACCGCUGUCCCAAUCACCUCGCCGCUCAACGCGAGCAACCCUCUUUGCAAUCGCAACACGCCCCGCCCAACUGUGGUGAUACCGCUCGGCAAGGUACAACUGUCGCACGACCCACAAAAGCUCGCUGCGUACGUCUGCUUCCCAUAUACUGAGGCAUCGCAUAGGCUCCUCUGCACCGUCCUUCUCGAAACAUUCCGAAAGGCGACGGAGGUAGAGUGGCCAAUUGUGGUCGAUGAGGAUAUGUGGAAACACGUCAAGAUUCCCCAGAUGGAUUGCCAGUCAAUCACGGAGAGAUUCCGACAGUUGGGAAGAUGCCGACUUAUAACGUUGGUUGCUCAAGGCCGACGCAAAAUCGACGCCGCCCACAACAUGCUUGAGACCGAGCUUAGCUUGGUUUGCAGCGUAGUCAUGGACCGUCACAUUCUUGCGACGGUGUUUGUACCUUCUCAGAUUGAACUUGAAGAUGCCGUAGCCUUCGCGCGCGGUGCACGGAUGUGGCCGCAGGCAAUUCCCGAGCCGGACGAUCCAACGCUGGGCGACUUCGUUCUUUCGACAUUAUGCCUCGGAGACCAGACGGAGGUCUGGAGGAGGAUGGCGCGACUAGUGAGCAGCGCGGUGGAGCUGAUAGUGCAUGGUCGUAUCCCUUCUCUCAACGACCUCAUCGAAAAUUCGACAAUGCAAAGACGACGAGUUGUGGAUUCAGAGGACUCCGAGAUGGAGGAUUCCGAGUGGGAGGAUUCUGAGGAGGAGUCCGAGUCGGAGGUCACGGUGUCGGAGGGGGCUGAACACGAUGAGGAUGACAAGGCAAGUGACAGUGUGGCGUUUCGAUUAUGA